This is a messenger RNA of Coregonus clupeaformis (lake whitefish), 1592 nucleotides long. RefSeq names its product zona pellucida sperm-binding protein 4-like. The coding region runs from base 1 to 1524 and encodes 507 amino acids. The record is from RefSeq and is a predicted model, not a curated record. Gene Ontology annotation, cellular component: egg coat. Gene Ontology annotation, biological process: prevention of polyspermy; binding of sperm to zona pellucida. NCBI's taxonomy places the organism in Eukaryota, Metazoa, Chordata, Actinopteri, Salmoniformes, Salmonidae. Gene Ontology annotation, molecular function: acrosin binding; structural constituent of egg coat. The transcript is spliced from 8 exons.
AUGGCCAUGCAGUGGAGUGUCGUAAGUCUCGUGGCAGUGGCCAUGCUGGGCUGUCUGUGUGACGCUCAAUGGAAGUCGCCUCACCAACCACCUCAGAAGCCUGCCCAACCCCGUCCUCAGUGGCCUUCCUACCCCCUUCCUCAGAAGCCUGCUGAACCCCUUCAUCAGAAGCCUGCCCAACCCCUUCCUCAGAAGCCUGCCCAACCCCUUCCUCAGAAGCCUGCCCAACCCCUUCCUCAGUGGCCUUCCUACCCCCUUCCUCAGAAGCCUGCUGAACCCCUUCAUCAGAAGCCUGCCCAACCUCUUCCUAAGUGGCCUUUCCACCCCCUUCCUCAGAAGCCUGCCCAACCCCUUCCUAAGAAGCCUGCCCAACCCCUUCCUCAGAAGCCUGCCGAACCCAUACAUCAACUGAUACCCUACACGAAAGGCGACACAAAACAGACCUGUGAGGUUGAGGACAAGAACAAGGUGUCGUGUGGACUUUCUGGCAUCACUGCUGUCCAAUGCCAGGCCAUCAGCUGCUGUUUUGAUGGACGGAUGUGCUUCUACGGGAAAGCAGUGACUGUCCAGUGUACCAAGGAUGGCCAGUUUGUGGUGGUGGUUUCCAAGGAUGCCACUCUGCCCAACCUUGAGCUAGAUUCCAUCAGCCUGCUAGGGACAAACGGAGAUCACUGCACCCCUGUUGGCACCACAUCUGCCUUUACCAUCUACCAGUUCAAAGUCACUGAUUGUGGAACUGUAAUGACGGAGGAACCAGGUACUAUUUUCUAUGAGAACAGGUUGUCCUCUUCAUAUGUAGUGGGGAUUGGACCCUUCGGCGACAUCACCAGGGACAGCCACUAUGACCUGCUCUUCCAGUGUCGGUAUACUGGGACUUCCGUUGAGACACUGGUUAUGGAGGUGAAAAUGUAUCCAAACCCCAACCCAAUUGUUACUGUUGAUGCAGUUCUCAACGUGGAGCUCCGACUGGCCAAUGGAAAAUGUCUCUCCAAAGGAUGUGAUGAAGUGCAAGAAGCAUACACCUCUUACUACACGUUGGCAGACUACCCAGUCACCAAGGUCCUCAGGGAUCCCGUGUAUGCUGAGGUUCGCAUCCUGGGGAUGACAGAUCCCAACGUUGUCCUGAUACUGGAGCAGUGCUGGGCCACCACAAACCCCACAGGUGAUAGGCUGCCCCGGUGGGACCUACUGGUUAAUGGGUGUCCCUACCAUGAUGACCGUUACCUGACCGUGCCCAUCCCUUCGGACAGCUCCUAUAUCCCUCCGGGAGACUUCUUCUCCCACUACAAGCGCUUCGUCUUCAAGAUGUUCACCUUUGUGGAUCCGACAUCUAUGGUCCCCCUGCAGGAGAAUGUGUACAUCCACUGUAGUGCAACAGUGUGCCACGCUCUAGCAGGCUCCUGUGAACAAAGGUGCAACAGGCAAAGGAGAGAUCUUUCUUCUCAAGGCCAGAAGAAGACUAAAGGAGAUGUUGUGGUUUCCAGUCACAAAGUCAUCAUGAUUGACCCAAGUCCUCUUGCUUAAAUCAAAUGUUUUAUAUGCGCCUGGUUUAUAUGGUCUGACUUUGACAAUAAAAGAGGAGAGACAUCUCA